Molecule: messenger RNA, 900 nt
Organism: Saxophila tyrrhenica
Lineage: Eukaryota; Fungi; Ascomycota; Dothideomycetes; Mycosphaerellales; Extremaceae
Exons: 3
Coding region: 1-900 (299 amino acids)
Source: RefSeq, a predicted model, not a curated record
AUGAUCUCCUUCCAUCGCUCUUUAAUCUUCCUCUGGGUGUUCAUCUCGGCACUGGCCAGCGCGCAAACGACCAAAGGCAGUACUGGCUAUGUCGGCUAUGACCUCGACCUCGAGGGCGACUCAGACAGCGUGAUCUUCUCGACCGACGAAACGAGGCCGAACGCAGGCGCAAACUUCCCAAAUCCAGAUGUCUACCUCAAUGCCAGCGUGCACGUCGGCACCAUCGACAUCCAAGUCGACAACCUCACCGCCAAAAUCAACCUAGACGCCCAAGUGCUCAACCUCCUCCAAUUCAACGCCGGCGUCGACCUCUCCAUCGACUCCGUCCGCCUGCUCAUCGAAAAAGUCCGGGCCAAAGUCCUGCUCGAAGUCCGGCUCGAGAACCUCGUCAAGAUGAUCAACACCACGCUUUCAUCCAUCGACCUCAACCCCAUCAUCGCGGAGCUCGGCGAAGGAAUCGGCGACGUGCUCAACUCGACUGGCGACGCUGUUGGCGGGCUCACGGGCUCGGACAGCAGCAGCUCGCUGGCGAAGCGCGGAUUGUCGUAUGAGCUUGAGCAUGGGAUCCUGUACUCAACAAACAAUUACCGGAACAACAAACAUACGAACCAAGUGUUGGCGCAGAACGGAGAUAUCGUGGCAGAAAGGUUGGAUAAUGAUGGGAACGAGCUGGGUUCGAGGGUGGUAGGGAAUUAUAAGAAUGAUAUGAGCUUCAAUGGGUACGAGAUCAAGGUGCGGAGAGACGGAGAGGAGGUGACGGAGAGGGAAUACGUGUACUCACCACACACGGGAGUUACUGCCAUUUGCGCCAUCUACACCAAUGCUGCCGGUGAAGUAGUGGGUACUCAAAUAAUCGCUGAGAGCAGUGCAGGAGGAAGUAGUACGAUCGGGGAAGACUAG